AUGGAGAAAGCGGCCGAGUAUCUCGCUGAUGAGGUCCUUGCUGAGAAGCAUGUGAAUGUCAAGAAGCCCGGCUCGGUUCACGCAACCUAUCUUCUAUACGGCACGAAGCCGGUCGAAAAGCCAAGCCACCACGAACAUGCCGAUUUCGACGAGGGCAAUGUUUAUAUGGACGGCCAGUACUCGGAGGGCGAAAUGUUCUCGGAUCCGUUCCCCACCGUUUCUAUGACCCUGGUUGCCGAAGAAGCCCUAGAAGAGUCUAUUCACGUCUAUAGCCUUUCUUCUCAGCCGAUGUCGGUAGGUAUCUUCCGUAUUUCCUGGUGGAGCAUGAGCGCUUUGCUCACAAUGGCACAGGAUCUCCAACUUCUUGCCGACUCUACGCGAAAGCUACGUGAACUCACCGGCGCAGAUGUCUCGGACAGUUCCAAGGUGUACGGCACCAUUCACAACCCGCACGUUCGACGGCGUCAACGCAAGGGGCAGGCACCAACAUUGGUCUCUCGCCCUUCCACCAAGCCUGCUUCGAAGCCAACCCUGGCCCCAACCGAUUCUCCCGGGCCGCAAUCGAUAUGGAACAAAGUGGCAAAAUCUGCUACAAAGGACACAAAGGAAGAGGGAAAGACCGAUAAGCCAUCCGUGGACGCGCCAGGGCCAAACUCAAUAUGGAACCGGGUAGCCAAGACAAAGGAUGCCGAGAAAACGGCUGGGGAAACUGCACCAGCACCAGCUGCUUCAAGCGCAGAGACAACGAAAUCAUCUACGCCAGCAAUAGCAAAGAAGACCUCGUCAGGCGGUAUUAUGCAGGCGUUCGCUAAAGGGGCGGCCGCUGCUAAGCCCAAGAAGAAGGAGCCUGUUGUCGUGGCCAAGGAAGAUACGGCCAUGGCCUUGUCAGAUGAUGGAGGAGACGACGACGACGACGAGCUUCUUCCCAAACCUCAGACAGGACAUGGCGUGAAGUCUCGCAAGGAGCGAGAAGAAGAGCUACUCAAGAUGAUGGAAGAAGACGAUGAUGAGGAGAAGUCUGAGGAGGACGAGAAAGAGGGAGAAAACGCGCUUAUGGAAGAUCUACUUGAGGAUACGGAAGAGCCGUCUGCACCGGAAGCACCCGAGAAGGAGGAGAUUACUGAGGUCAUAUCUACCACCACUGGGGAUGGACGCCGCCGUGGCAAGCGCCGUGUGAUGCGAAAGAAGAUGAUUGAAGAUGAAGGUGGCUACCUCGUCACAAUCCAGGAACCUGGCUGGGAAUCUUUUUCCGAGGACGAGGCACCACCUCCGAAGCCAGCUCAGCCAGCCAAGCCAGCCCAGAAGUCACACUCGACCACUCCAGCUGCCAAGGCGAAAAAGCCGGCAGGACAAGGAAGCAUCAUGUCGUUCUUCUCCAAGAAAUGA
Molecule: messenger RNA, 1386 nt
Organism: Grosmannia clavigera kw1407
Lineage: Eukaryota; Fungi; Ascomycota; Sordariomycetes; Ophiostomatales; Ophiostomataceae
Exons: 4
Coding region: 1-1386 (461 amino acids)
Biological process (GO): DNA strand elongation involved in DNA replication; nucleotide-excision repair, DNA gap filling; DNA synthesis involved in UV-damage excision repair
Cellular component (GO): delta DNA polymerase complex; nucleus
Molecular function (GO): DNA-directed DNA polymerase activity
Source: RefSeq, a predicted model, not a curated record